This is a messenger RNA of Rhodamnia argentea, 2961 nucleotides long. RefSeq names its product pollen receptor-like kinase 3. Gene Ontology annotation, biological process: protein phosphorylation. The record is from RefSeq and is a predicted model, not a curated record. Gene Ontology annotation, molecular function: protein binding; ATP binding; protein kinase activity. Bases 644 to 2518 code for a protein of 624 amino acids. The transcript has 2 exons. NCBI's taxonomy places the organism in Eukaryota, Viridiplantae, Streptophyta, Magnoliopsida, Myrtales, Myrtaceae.
UCCAUUUAUCUUCCUGUUACACACUUCAUUGUAUAUGUGGCUGAUCCUGCCCAUGGUGAUGCAUUCUUUGGCCUGUUUGCAAGCUUUAGCUCCAUAAAUCUAAAGCCAUUCAGUGCUGGUAAUCCUGAGGCCGAAGAUCCAUUGAAGUCCUCGAGAAUACCAGUUUUGUCGGGGACACGGAAUCUUGUUUGAGGUGGUACUUGCAGAAUCUUGUAACAGAGGCACUGUUGUGUUCGAGCGAUUUGACCUUGCAGAUAAAUAAUAGAAGCAGGAAUGCUAAAAGCCUGUGUUGUUUGCCACGUCCCUACUAAGUAUAUGCUUUCCCUAGGAGCUGACCUGGUCAAGAGAAGGCAAUGAUCUACCUCUCUAUAUAGAUCCCUCUUCUAUUUUAUCCUUCGAAUUCUAUAUUUAGAUUGUCAUGGGGAUUUGCCAAUUCCAUCCACAAGAUUGACAGGUUUCUGCAUAACCAAAGCAAUCAAUCUAAUCUGUCAAAGCAGCCACCCGGAGAAACUCCGUGACCCGGAAGAAGAAAUAUGAUUCCAAGUUUUCUCCUUCAACAUACAUUAUGAGAUGUUUAAUGUAAGAAUAGUGUAAUCCUGAAUAACGUGCAUUUUUGCACGGCGGUGAUAAGGCCUGACUGGAAAUGGCUUUCGCUGCUGUUCCCCCCAUCGUCCUCUCCCUCUUUAUUAUCUCCUUCACAACAUUGGCUCUGUCCGCACCUGAAGAUGCUCUUCUCCAAUUCAAGAGGUCUUUAGGGAACGCCGAUGCUUUGGAUUCCUGGUCUCCUGGAUCGCAACCGUGCAAUGGUUGGAUCGGCAUCAUUUGCUUUGACGGAAUCAUCACGGGGCUCCACCUGUCUGACAUGGGUUUUUCCGGAAAGAUUGACAUCGAUGCACUGGAGGCCUUACCUGGCCUCAGGACUCUCAGCUUCACGAACAAUCUCUUCACGGGUCCAAUGCCAGAUUUCUAUCGCCUGGGUGCGAUAAAGUCCCUGCUGUUAUCCAGGAACCAGUUCUACGGGGAAAUCCCACGCGACUUUUUUCAGCACAUGGCGUCUCUCAAGAAGAUCUGGCUCUCUAAGAACAACUUCUCGGGGAGCAUACCGGAGUCCCUGAUGCAACUCUCCAACCUUAUGGAGCUUCACCUUGAAGGGAACAACUUCUCAGGGCGCAUUCCUGUGAUUAAGGACGAGAAGCUCAUCUCCCUGGACCUGUCAGACAACAAGUUGGAGGGUGAAAUCCCAGAAAGUUUGUCUAAAUUCAAUUCCAAGUCUUUCGAAGGGAAUCCAGGACUUUGUGGGAAGCCACUCGAUAAAGUCUGCCCUGGCAAAGAAUUGCCUGGGACAGAGACGAUAUCCGUCAAAUCGCCUCCACCACUCAAUGAACACAAAAGCAAUGAAGGGUUCAGCAUAGUUCUUUGGAUAGUGGCAGGAUUGGUGGCUGCCGUGGUUCUUCUGGCCGCAAUAGUUUCUUCCAGACGUAGAAGGGAUGAUGAUUUCAGCAUUUUAGGAAAAGAGAAGGUCAGCGAGGCAUGCCAAGUCCCCAUCCCUGGUUCGAAGCCCAUGAGAACGGAGUCUAGCAAGAAAGGCAGUGUGUCGAAAAGAAAGGCUCAAGGCAGCAAGCACGGUUUGGGCAAUCUUGUGAUGCUGAGCGAUGAGAAGGGUGAAUUCGGAUUGGCUGAUCUAAUGAGGGCGUCUGCGGAGGUGCUCGGAAACGGCGGGUUGGGUUCUGCAUACAAGGCCGUGAUGUCGAAUGGCUUGUCCGUGGUGGUGAAGAGGAUGAGGGAAAUGAAUGCUUUAGAGAAAGAUCAGUUCGAUGCCGAGAUUAGACGUUUUGCUAGACUUCAUCACCGAAAUAUACUGACACCACUAGCCUACCAUUAUAGGAGAGAUGAGAAGCUCUUAGUUUCGGAAUACAUUCCUAAGGGCAGCUUGUUAUACAUAUUACAUGGUGAUCGUGGAAUUAUUCACAGUGAGCUGAAUUGGCCAACCCGGCUGAAGAUCGUUCAGGGAAUCGCAAGCGGACUAGCUUUUCUCCAUUCAGAGCUUGCAUCCUAUGACCUGCCUCAUGGAAACCUCAAGUCCAGCAACAUUCUUCUGAGCUCAGACUAUGAACCAUUGCUCAAUGACUAUGGCUUCCAUCCUCUGAUCAACCCUUCUCAAGCUGCGCAAACCUUGUUUGCAUAUAAGGCGCCGGAGAUUUCACAGCAAAGGAGCAUCUCGCCAAAGUGCGAUGUUUAUUGUCUCGGAUUAAUCAUCCUUGAAGUCCUCACAGGGAAGCUCCCGUCUCAGUAUAUCAACAGCGGGAAGAGCGGAACUGAUGUUGUGAUGUUGGUUCACUCAGCGAUCUCAGAGGAAAGGGAGGCCGAAGUCAUUGAUCCAGAGAUAGCGGGUUCGAUAGAGUCGAAAAGCGAGAUGCUGCGACUCCUUCAUAUAGGAGCUGCCUGCACAGAGAAGAACCCCGAUCAUCGGCUUGACCUGAGAGAAGCAACUAGAAAAUUGGAAGAGUUACAAGUGUGAGGCAAUUUUGUUUCUAGACAUGCUAUUGAAAAUUUUAGUUGACAGGAUAGAACGUCUUGAAUCCCAAGUUCUGCUCGUUCCCUGAUCGAGCGCUGUAACGGAUUCAUCCACACUUGGAAUCAGCCGCUCAAUGGUUAGGCAAAGAUUCACUGAUGGUAUCAUCCUUUCCCGAGGAAGACGGUACCUUAAGAGUGGCCUUGAACGCGAGGCUUUUGGCUACUUUUACAUUUAAACUAGAGCUCAGCGAGUAUCACUCUUUGAUUCAAGCUGACUUUUGCUUUGUCAUUGCCCUACCAUAGUAGGGAAGCUCAGUGUCAAAGCAUCUCCUCUUGACUUCCAGGAAAGGGUCUUCUUUGUCAGGUCUGUGCUACAAAGAGAUCUCUGACUGACCAUUUGAGUCUCUGAACUGAGUUUUGAUAAGAAAUGUCUUGACUGCCUUCAAA